CCCUUCUUUCUGUUCUCUAGGGAUCAUCGAUCUUUCUCAGGUGCCACACUUACCUGUCCUGGUCCCUCCCUCUGCAGGGGCAGCCGGCUCCCCCAUGGACCGCAUCACCUACAUCCCCGGGGGAAGCGCAACCUUCCCUGGCAGGCCAUACACCACCUCCCCCAUCUCACCAGUUGGGUCCUCGCACAUGAACAAGAUGCCGGGCGCGUCCUCAUCUUCAGAGCGUGAGCGAGAUCGUGAACGGGACCGAGAGAGGGACAGGGAACGUGAACGAGAACGGGAGAGAGAGAGGGAGCGUGAGCGGGACCGGGAGAGAGAUCGAGGAAGAGAGCGAGAGAGAGAGCGGGAGAGGGAACGGGACCGCGACAGAGAGAGAGACAGAGACAGAGAACGUGACAGAGAGAAGGGCGGGUCUAUUGGAAAUGUGGAGCAUGCCCCCAUCUGGAGACCAGGUACAGAGCACAGCUUGGCAAGCAGUAGUAGCAGUAGUGUGAGACCUUCCUCCCAGCCGUACAGCCACCAGCACUCCCCAGUGUCCCCGCGCACCCAGGAGAACGUGCAGCAGAGGCCAAGCGUCCUGCACAACACCGGGGGCAAGAGUCUCUCUGUCAGCGAGCACUCCAGCUCUUCUGUGUUUCGGACCAUGUCUUCUGGGCCGGGCCGCUACCAAGUUUACCCCGGCCACCUCCAAAGGACCGGUGUGCCUCCUGAGGCCUACCCACCUGCCAUGGACUCAAGUGUAGCCAAAGAGCAGAGUCGGGAUGGAGGAAAAAACAGGGGAGGUCUACCCAAGCAUGUACCGGACCAGCACGGGCCCUCAAGCAAAUCUGACCCCAAGCUGUCCAGCCCAAGUCCAGGAGGAAUGUACCCGGGUCCCUAUCCCACGGCUUCAGGCCGGCAACAACACCUCCUACCCCACCAGUUGGAUAACCCUUCUGGCCGUGGAGAAAGCGGUACUCCUAGUAGGGAAAAGACUCAAAACAAACCGAUGUCCAUUCAGGAACAAGAGCUCCGAGCACUCGCUCAGCAGAAGAUGGAGCCACAUGGUCUUUACGGUCCUCCGCCUGAGGACAGACUGUCUCCAGGCCAGCAGCCCCCAUCUCCCCAUGUGAAGGGCAGCCAGAGGGUGGUCACCCUGGCACAGCACAUCAGCGAGGUGAUAACUAAAGAUUACACCAGGCAGAGUCAGCAGCAGCAACAGCAGCAGCAGAGCUACCACGGCUCUCCUGUCCUGGACCUGACCCGUCCUCCCAGUGCCUCCCAGCCCCCUCCCACCUCACAGGAGUCCGCUCCAGGGCCCCGAUAUGUGGACAGCCUUGGUGGAGAACGACUCAGAGAACGAUCUCCUCCUCAGCCCAAGUCAUCCCCGGUCUCAAAUGACGGAAUUGAACCCGUGUCUCCUGCCGGAGCAAACUCUGAGCCUGAAGUCCAGGGAGGGGCUUCCUACCCCAAUGAGCAGGGGGAUCAGGGGAUGGGCUCCCGUUCCCCUCCCAACGCCUCGCAGCCUCCAGCUUUCUUCAGCAAGAUGACUGAGAACACGUCAGAAAUUGUCAGGUCAAAGAAACAAGAGAUGAGCAAGAAGAUGACUGUGAUGGGAAAUGAGGUGGAUUUCAAUGCAGGUCAGCCUGGGACAGAGAUCUUCAACAUGCCAGCAUCUACAACUGCAGGACCUGUGAGUGUACGCUGCCACCCGACCCCUGAGACCCCCGGAAACUCAAUCGGCCUUGAGGCCAUCAUAAGAAAAGCCUUAAUGGGCAAAUAUGAUGAACAGUCUGAAGAACGUCCGCCAUCCAACGCUGCCAACAUGAUGGGCUCCGGUGUGUCCUCUAAUAUGGCUGACGGACGCGGUGACGACUCUUUCUCACAAGGUGGGGGAAAGUCCUCAAAGGGCAACGGGCGCUCUAAUGGACGGAAGGCCAAAUCUCCAGGACCGGGCCUGUCAGGGGGGGAGAGACCGUCCUCUGUCUCCUCGGUCCACUCUGAGGGAGACUGCAACAGACGAACUCCUCUCACCAACCGUGUGUGGGAGGAUCGGCCUUCAUCCACCGGUUCAACUCCUACCCCAUUCCCGUGUAACCCGUUGAUAAUGCGUUUCCCCAGCGGCACAGUUUCCGCUCCCUCUCCUUCCUCUGGGCAGCAGGGUGGCCAGGGACCCGGGUUAGCACCUGGACAGGGCCGUUCCUGGGAGGAGGAGCCAAAACCUCUGCUCAUGUCUCAGUAUGAGACCCUGUCUGACAGCGAGUGACCCGAAAAUCUGCCGUACCACAGGACCUGCUAACAGUCAACCCACUCAUUGCUGCUGCAGCAACACACACACACGCACGCACGCACACACCUGCUGGCACCUGCAAACCUCCCUGCACCAUUCCACUCCUCUGAAUUUCCUCUGUCAGUCAUGAAGCAAGCAUCAUGUCAACAACACUGAGCUGUAACACUGCUGCUCCAUGUGUGAGUAUAUGUGUGUGUGUGUGUGUGUGUGUGUGUGUGUGUGAGAGAGAGAGAGAGAGAGAGAGAGAGAGUGUGUGUGUGUGUGCGUGUGUGCGCGUGCGUGUGUGUGCGUGUGCGUGCGUGCGCGUGUGUGUGUGUGUGUGUGUUAGCACUUGUGCAUUCACUCCAGAACUACUCUAAAGGACAAAUCACUUUUUCUUUUUCUUUUUUAACUUUACUACUUUUCCUCACUGGCCUUAACAAUAAAGACACAUGGACCUGCACUUUUUAGGUGUUGCGCUCUCAUGUGCUGACACUUUGCAAGUAGGGGACUCUGAGGUCCUGUUGUUGGUCUGAUCAUGAACCUGACGACGGCUCGAGUGACAGAUUUUGAGAACAGAUCGGACCAACACAGCGGUGGACCCUCUCAUGUUUCCUCACAGUGGACUCCCGGUGCAGGCGGCCUGCGCGCUGCUAACACUACAACAAUUCAUACAAGCGAACGAGAGGAGAAUCAACAUCCUGUUUUCCUUUCUUUCUUUUUUUUUUGGUUAUUUCUUUUAAAUUCAGUCCAGUCCUGUGUUUGGAACGUGAGCUGAGACCUGUCGUACAUUUUGAUGGUGAACCUUUGAUGGUGUCAUUUGUUGUCUAUUAUCUGCAAUGAUGUAUCUUUUUUGGGGGGGAAUGGACGGGGGUCAGAGAUUGUUAUGCGGGAGGGUCAUAUCAUGGUUUACAGGGUAAACAUGCUGUUCAUGCUGAUGUCAUAUAUUAGGGGAGGGAGGGGUCCUGAGGAACGGGGAAGGCCUGUUGACUUCAGGCGUCCAUGCGGGGAGAGAUGAUUUGCCAGAUGGAUGGCACUGAAACCAGUGACACUUUCUCACUGUUUUUAUAUUAACCAUGUCUGUGUUUGUUGAAACCGUUUUUGGAUAUUAAGCACUUAGUUGUCAAUCUGUUCACAAUGGCAUUUUUAAGAAUCUGUGUUUCCUGGGGGAGGUGAAAAAUUGAUUUAAGAAUGGACACCUCAUCACGGAGAUAUCCUACCACACUUAUGGGUUUAAUUUUUGUCAUCAUGUUCUUUAUCGCUCCCACACUCAAAGCGACAAUCACAUUUCAGUGACGACUUAGCCGCUUCGAGCAGGUGCACAUCAACUUAAAGCUGCUUACAGACAAACUCCACAGCAGCACUUGGAGUUUACUCACAUUAAAGUGGUGAAAAAAAAAGCCAUCUUUCUAUAACCCUCGGUCCAAAGCGACGUCGGCUUCAGCUAGCUCGCUAGAAUCCCGUCUAGGAACCGUUUGUGACGGUCUGACUUUAACCUUUUACUGCCUCGGGAAGGAGCUAAGACCUGACUCCUCAAUCAGGCAGAUUUUUGUACAUUAUGAGAUAGUCCUAGUGUUAAGUGCCAUUUAUCUUACAUAUACAGAACUGAAGUUAUCAAUUGACGCACAACCUUUUCUUUUUUUCUUCAAGCCCCCCAUGACGGGGCGAAAACUAUCCACGCAGGGAAAUCUGAAACAAGCAAACAAAACGUCCUUUUUUUUACAAGUUUUACAUGUGCUUUUUGUCAUUCGAUCAUCAAAUCAAUCACAGAUUAUUAGAUUUUAAAACUUUAACUGUUUAGAUAUAUUAUUAAAACAAACUAAUACUGCAAACCAGGGCCUGCAUCUCAUGUUAUCUCCACUCACACAUUUGACAUACUUCUUAUCACACUUCAUGUUUUCUUCUGGUUAGAUGAUGUUAAGGGGAAGAUAUUCAUUCUGUUAGGUUUCUGAAUCAUUUGGGCACUUGUUAAAUUUUUUCUGCCAUGUUUAAAACAUCCCUCUCUAUUUUAAUGUUGCAGAUUAGCAUUUGACUUUGUGCAAUCGGGGUUUCUUCCUCUGAUUGACAAGUCUGACACAAUGUUUGUGAACAUUUUUUACAAAGGCUAACCGCUCCUAUCUGUAGUUCAUUUUGUCAUUACACAAACAUGACUGUUAUAUGACUACCUCCUCUCCCUCUUACAUCAUACCUGUCCUAUGGUCAAUCAUAAAGCAUGCCACAUCUGCAGAAAAUGGUUUUAGGUCUGAAUUUUAUCCCCCUAUAGACAGUUUGUUAUGUCAUCCAGUUAGGGAAAAGUACAGCCAGGUUUGUCCAUUGAUCUCUCUUAGUGUUUAAUAAUCCAUGAUCAUAUUGAAGAAUGUGACAGUUAAACAAACUAAGCCAUAUCCAGCUGCUCCCUAAACCGAUGACAGACGAGUACAUUGUUUUAACAGUACACUGAUACAAUUUUAACAUGCAUCAUUUUGUUGUUGUGCAUACAGCUUGUUUUGAUUUCCGUCAUGUCACAAAUCAAAAACAGUCAUUCAAUAUGUAAACUUUGAUUUCUGAAGUGUUCCCUGGACUGUCCAAACAUGGGCGGGGUGGGGGGUGGGGUGGGAUUGACAUAAACGGUAAACAUUGUUCAACCAUUUUUGUGCAUAAUGAUUUUUUUUUUUAUUGUAACCCACUGUAUAAUAGCAAGGAUUGUAUAUAAAACUGAAGAGAUGUAAAUAUUUAUGUGGCUUGCUUUAAGGUUGGUAUUACGAUUUAAAAAAAAAAAAAGAAAGAAAAAGAAAUAUUCACAUGGUUUAAUUCUACAUGCCCACCAGCAAGCUUUGUGGAUAGCAGUGUAAAAAUGAAAACAAAAAAAGACACUGCCUUAAUGUUUAAAUAAAAAGCUUAUUGCCAUU
Messenger RNA from Labrus bergylta (ballan wrasse), 5136 nucleotides. Lineage: Eukaryota; Metazoa; Chordata; Actinopteri; Labriformes; Labridae. The record is from RefSeq and is a predicted model, not a curated record.